AUUGGUAUAAGACAGGAUUAAUAAUAAGUAUCGAUUAUUUUUGUCUAAAACCAUGUUGAUUACUAACUAAUUGUUAAGAAAGUGUGAUAGCUUUUUAGAGAUAAUGGUUUCAACUAUUUUAGGAAUAGCAAUAAUUUGCUUUAUCACUAGUCUAUUCUAUUCUAUAAGACUUUUUCAAAAUUUCAGAAAAUAUACCCAUUCUAAAGGAUUUAUUAAAAAUAUAAUAUAAUGGUUUUACGAGAACAUUUCUACAAUUUUUCAAGUAAAUAAACGGAAGUUUAUAUUGUAAUAUUUCAGUUUGUGUAUCAAAAACCCUUCGAAAAAAGAAUAACUUUUUUUUUUUAUGACCUUAAGAAUUUUAAGGUCUUAAAGUAAAACUUAUUAUAAUUUAUUUAAUAUAAUAUGUGUAUUGUAAUUUUAUAUACCAAUUUUAUUAACAGGAUUAUUAUUGGAUAAUGUUAACAUAAUCGAGUUCUAUCAAUUGCUACACUUCAGGCCUUGCUAAGACAAAUUUUAUCAGAGGUGUGUUUUUAAUAUACAAAAAUCGAAAAAUGUAUAUUUUAUACACACAUCACUACAGUUGACUUGUUUCGCUUCAUUAUAAAUUUAUAAUUUAUUAAAAUAAUGUUCUACAAAAGUCUACUUUUGAAAUAUUGUGAAAUAAUAUAUUGAUGAAAAAGUCUACAAUAAACUAUUAUCUACACGUCCUACACUACUUAUAUAGGUGUAGAAUGUGCAUAUUAUAUCGAUGUAAUAACAUGCACAUAAUAAUAUAAUAUUAUAAGAAACAUAUGUGAUAUUUAUAAAUGAAUGUGUACAUUAAUGAUUACAGUGUAUGAAUAUUUAACAAUCAACAUUUUUUGCGAAUAGAAUUAUUUAUUGUAAUACUUCAGUUUUGGUAACAAACAUUAUCGAAAUGACGACAGUUUUUCACAUUAAUUUAGGACCUAUUUUAAUUUUAUCCAAGUGCAUAGGUUUAAUUGAUAAUUCAUAUACCUUGGAACCGAAUGGAUUAUUAGUUAGGAAAAUAAAUUCAUCUUUUAAAGUAUUUCUAGAAAUAGCACGGAUGAUUGUGUUGUUGGUAUGCACUUACAGAUACUUUCAUCACCUUGAUCCAGUAUUUCAUAUAUUUCAAUAUAUAAAUAUAAUUAAAUUUUGGAAUGUUAUUAUCGCAGCCAGAGUAUCAACAAUAUGGAUAAUCGAAUUUAUUAAUAGCGUCAUCGAAUUUGAUCAAAAAAUUAAACCACUUUUAACAAAUUUUUCAAUACCGCAGCAUUCAUUAAAACAAAAGGAUUGGUACAAGAUUUAUAUUUCAUUUAUUUUAUACUUUGUUGGAAUUAAAGUUUUAUACGCCCAUAUAAUGCCCACAAAGUUGAUAAACAUUAAUUCAUUGGUAUUGAGUUUAUUCAAUCCACCGUUUGUUAUGGAUUACGUAGUUACAAUAACUUCGUGUUUCUUUCUUCAAAACCUGUACGUCAGAUUUCAGUCGGUAAAUGAUUUGUGGAAAUGUCUUCCUCCUGGAUUAGUCGCUGUUCCAGGCCUGUGGACAAACAUCGAAAUAGUGGUUUUGAUGGAAAACACACGGCUGAUGCACUCUGAACUCUGUGAAUUGUUAAAAAAAUUUACACUAGGUUAUGGACCAUUGUUAUUGGGUUUCUACACAUUCAGCUUUAUCUCUAUGCUUAUUGGUUUUUAUUUCAUUUUCAACGCUGAACCAUUAACCAAUAAUCAAUAUUCGGAAGAAAAAUAUGUGAUAGUAAUACCAAUUUUACUUCAUGUACAAAUUUUCGCGUUUAUGAUAGCUAUUAUCGUUUUUGUUUCAUCCAUAAACGAAAAGCGAAUGAAAAUGAUGUCCUAUCUACGAUCAUACCAAAUUUCAAAUUUACACCCGGACAUAAAACGACAAAUAAAAAUGUUUAUGCAACAAAUUUCAGCCAAUGAUAUGGACCAAAUUUCGGCGUUUGGGUUUUUUGAUAUCAAAUUAAAUCUUGUUACAUCAGUACUUGUUCUAUUAAUAACUGGAAUAUCGACAAUGAUUCAAAUGAAAGAUCACCCAAUAAUAUUACAAUUUAACUAUGAAACUAAAUUGUUUUAUUCAAAAAUAGCGAAAAAUUAAUUUUAACGUAAAUAAUUAUAUAAUUAUUUAUAAAUGGACGAAUGUAAGUUACUAGAGGAGAUAUAGUAGUUAAUUUUUACCAAUUAGUUCGUUUCUACACCAAAAAUACCCACAUUUAUAAGUUUACAUAAACAAAUUAAAAAUGCCUAUGUUAUUUUUUGCAUCUGAGAACUUUUAACGAGAGACCUUAAUUUUAGAUUAUAAUUGUUCAUAUUUAAGAGACCAUUAAAAUAAAUAGUUUUUAGAUAAAAUGUAUAUUUUUUACUUACAUUUAAUACGCACUUAUAUUUGUACAACUCUUAUAAAGUUAUAAGUAACAACUGAUUUAAAUACAUUUAUUUAUCUAUUUA
Messenger RNA from Rhopalosiphum padi (bird cherry-oat aphid), 2466 nucleotides. RefSeq lists its product as uncharacterized. The transcript is spliced from 5 exons. Gene Ontology annotation, biological process: sensory perception of taste. The coding region runs from base 917 to 2116 and encodes 399 amino acids. Gene Ontology annotation, cellular component: membrane. Lineage: Eukaryota; Metazoa; Arthropoda; Insecta; Hemiptera; Aphididae. The record is from RefSeq and is a predicted model, not a curated record.